Messenger RNA from Ogataea haglerorum, 948 nucleotides. RefSeq lists its product as uncharacterized. Gene Ontology annotation, molecular function: (3R)-hydroxyacyl-[acyl-carrier-protein] dehydratase activity. The record is from RefSeq and is a predicted model, not a curated record. NCBI's taxonomy places the organism in Eukaryota, Fungi, Ascomycota, Pichiomycetes, Pichiales, Pichiaceae. The coding region runs from base 1 to 948 and encodes 315 amino acids. The transcript has a single exon. Gene Ontology annotation, cellular component: mitochondrion.
AUGUCUCGAGUUAUACCUCGACUGGCACGUUUGCGCACACGACCCUCACUUAGUGAGUACCACGAGGUUGAGACAAGACUUAGAAGCUCGCACUGGGAACUCUUCGACGACUCGAUAUCUGCCUAUCCGGCAAAACAACUGUAUGCCACUUUGCAAUCAAUAAUCGAUCCUACUACUCGAUUUAUGAGUACCAACAUGGAAAGCCUGAACAAGCGCUUUUGCAAAGGGAAGACGGUUCCAUACGGAUACUCCAUGAUCUACUGUAACCCCGUCUCUGGAGAGAACGAGCUAGGAUUCGACGGUUUCGACAACUACCAUGCUCCGUGCACUGCAGAUAAAGACUUCUUUCAUAGGCGGAUGUGGGUUGCAGGCGGUUUUCAAUUCAAUCCAGAAAGGCCCCUGAAGUUUGGAGAUGAAGUUAGUUUUACCGAGACCGUGGAUAAAAUGAGACAGUACAAGAGACUAGAGCAAAUCGGAGUGGACUACAAACGCGAGUACAAAGUGGACAAUGUGUGGUCAGUUAUUGAGACCAGGAAACUUUACUACAUACAGAAGACCUACACAGAGGAAAGAUAUCACCUUGUUGAGGAUUCCGAGCCGGAUCACACCGCCGUAAUCGUUCCCUCUACAGUGUCCAUCUUCCGCUCCAGUGCAUUAAUGUUUAAUUCUCAUCUAGUUCAUUACAACCCAAUUUAUGGCUCUCGAUACGAGGACUAUCCUUCAAUAAUUGUUUCGGGACCAUUGCUGGUUCAGUUGAUGCUCCAUUUUUGGCAGCAGCACAAUCCAGAUGCCAUAGCACUGUCACUAAAGUACAAAAUCAUCAACCCAUCAUUUGCCAAUGAGAGAAUUGACCUGUGCAUUGGAAAAACGUCCAAACACAGACACAGGCUCUGGGCAAACAGCAGAGAUGGUGAUCUCUGUUUUGUGGCCGAUCUAAUUAUUGCAUAA